Molecule: messenger RNA, 1629 nt
Organism: Penicillium cinerascens
Lineage: Eukaryota; Fungi; Ascomycota; Eurotiomycetes; Eurotiales; Aspergillaceae
Product: histidine phosphatase family protein
Exons: 3
Coding region: 1-1629 (542 amino acids)
Molecular function (GO): acid phosphatase activity
Source: RefSeq, a predicted model, not a curated record
AUGCCAACGAGUCGCAACCUUAUGGCGAUCCAGAAACCGGCUAUGUAUUCUCUCGCAAUCACUCUUUUUGCUCUUGGUGACGGGAUCGCUGCCAUGACGGUGCCGAACAGUAGCCCGAGUUCGAGCUCGGCUGCAGCACCGACCGGUACCUCCUUUCCGUCUGGAUUUGACAUAAAGACCAGCUGGGGCAACCUGAGCCCCUAUUCAGACUCGGCCGGCUUUGGUAUCGACAAGGGAUUCCCCGCCCAGUGCGAGCUGUCCCAAGUGCAUGUUCUGCACCGUCACGCACAGCGAUAUCCCUCUUCGUGGCCCACCGACGGUGGUGGCAUGGAUAACUUUGCGGCCAAGGUCGCCAACUUUACCAAGCAGAACCCCGACAAAAAGGUCGGCUCGGGGCCGCUGUCCUUCUUGAAUGAUUGGGAGUAUAUGCUCGGGGAAAACCUGCUACUACCAUCUGGUGCAGCCACCGAGGCAACCGCUGGUGCUUUGUUCUGGAGCCAAUACGGCCGACUGUUGUAUCAUGCAGGCCGAGGCGACGCCAUCUACGAUCCCUUGAUGAACUCGUUUCCGAAUGGCACAGCGCGUCCCAAGCCCACGUUCCGCACAACCGAUUAUCCUCGUAUCCUUGAGAGCGCCCGCUGGUGGCUGAGUGGCUUCUUCAAUAACAUCGGAGCCAACAGCUCCUACUCGUUGUACGAUCUCACCAUCAUGCCCGAGGAUGAUGGCUUUAACACGACGCUGUCUCCAACCUCUACUUGUACGAAUGGUAGCAGCAACGGAGACCACAAUGUCGCCAAAUUCUACCCCACAUUGACAAAGGAUGCCCUAAGGCGCUUAUCUGCCUAUUUGCCGCAAGAACUUAACCUCACCACCAUGGAUGUCUACGCCAUGUUCAGCAUGUGCCCUUACGAGUACGCAACUUUGGGUCAAUCCUCGUUCUGCUCGCUGUUCACAGAGCAGGAAUGGAAGGAUUUCGAGUACGCCAUCGAUAUCAUGUUCUAUGGCAACAACUUUUUUGGUUCCCCCAGCGGCCGAGCACAAGGGAUCGGUUAUGUGGAAGAGAUAGCCGCGCGUCUGCAGUCACGUCUGAUCAUGAAGAGCGACAGCAGCAUCAACUAUACCUACGAUGACAACACCAAAGAUUUCCCGCUUCAUCAGCCCAUGUACAUGGACAUGUCCCACGAUACCGUGAUCGUAGCGGUGUUGGCUGCUCUGGGCCUGGACUAUUUCAAGUACGGUCCACAUGGCUUGCCUAGCGACGUCCCGCACGCCGUUCCUCGAAACUUCGUAAUGGACAAAGUUGCCCCAUUCGGUGCGCGUCUUUUCACCGAGGUCUGGACCUGUCCUAGCGAUGUGCGGCUCGAUAACCUUGAGGAUCAGAUGUAUAAGAACCCGGAUCUGUCUUCCAAUUCGGAUACAACGGACUACAUCCGCUUUGUGUUGAACAAUGCCCCCGUGCCGGUAGAAGGAUUGGCACCUUGCAAGGGCUCAGUCAACGGAUUCUGUGAUAUGAUGAAGUUUUUGAAUUACGUUCCUGAACUGACCCAGCGGGCCAUGUAUCAGGAAGCUUGCUUUGGCGACUACAACACCACCACCAUGGUUCCAAAUGGCCAACCUGUUCAGUCCUAA